This is a messenger RNA of Didymodactylos carnosus, 845 nucleotides long. NCBI's taxonomy places the organism in Eukaryota, Metazoa, Rotifera, Eurotatoria, Philodinida, Philodinidae. The record is from the annotation of a GenBank genome assembly.
AUGAAUCAUCCUUCCAUACACGACGAAGAUUGUACCUAUCAACGAGUAGAUAAAUAUCUUUCGCAACGUCUUGAAUCAGCAUCGAAUACAGAAACAAUCUCAUUCUUCUUACAAAUCUUCGAUGUUAACAUUGUCUUACGAGAUCAAUACAUUUUAAUUGUUAGUCGAUUGAGUGAAGAUAAAGUUGGAGCAUUGGAAAAGAUUAUUCAGAUCAGAAUAGCGAAGGCAUUUGUACAAAAUUGUCGAAUUUGGGGACCACCGUAUCCUCCAGCAUUGAUGGACGACAAUGAAUCGGUCCAAAUGCAAAAUAUGUCUAUGAAUGCAAAUGAUCGAAGUAUAUUGUAUAAAAUAUUGGAACAGUUAGAUUUAAAACAAAAUGCAGCAAAGGCCUGUGAUUUCCUUCUAACAAUGUCAAAACCGUUAUCACUAACUCUUGACAGUAGUGUUGUGUGUGUACACUCUUUGUUUCACCCCACACCUUUUGGUAUUUUGGGUAAUACUACUACUGACAGUAGUGGUGCGAUGGAAUUCGGUCUUUUUUCAAGAAAUGGCUGUUACGCAACAUUUGAAUAUUUAUUCAUUUUCUUUCAUCCUUUAUGGAUAUUCAUUUUCUUUUUCUAAAUUUGAAAAGUGAAAUAUAUUCAUUCCGUUUCAGUUUAUUAAAGUUCAUCUUCAUAUUUUUCAUUUCGUUUCCACGGGCUGAAAAAAGUGAAGCGUCGAUUGUUCAUUUCGAAAUAUUUCGAAGAACUAUUUCUGCGGCCGUUAAUCAUAAUCAUUAAAUAGCGCUGAAUAUUGAUACAUAGAAGAAACUGUAGAGGUACUCUACAGUGGUCGAAAAGUAUUCA